GGUGCCAGCUCAGCCCCUCCCUCCCUGCGAGCUUCAGGCGGACGCUGGUCCUCACUGCAGUCCGCAGUAAACCCACCGGCGCCCGUCAGAGUGCAGCAGACUGCAGUCUCCAUCACAUUCCUCCUCCUCAUCCUCCUUCUCCUCCUCCCUGCGCUCCUCUGGCAGGUGGAAAGGACACACACGCAUACACACGGGGCCGGGACAAUACCGAGUACCAACACCAGCUUUUGCACAGAGUCAAAGGAAUGUCUGGAAUAUGAGCUGGUAUGCAAAACAGAUGAAUACGAGGUGCGACACUACAGCCCCACUCGCUGGGUGUCAACAGAUGCCGAAGCCUAUUUCAUGGGUGUGGGUGCAGCCAUGGCCUUCAGGAGGCUUUUCCAGUACAUCACUGGAGCCAAUGAAGGAGGUAUCCAGAUGGAGAUGACCGCCCCUGUCCUGGUCAAGAUCCCAGAGGAGACCAAGAUGUGGGAGCCGGCUGUCUACACGCUCAACUUCCCGCUGCCGGCAGCCUAUCAGGAGAAGCCACCCGCGCCCACCAAUGACAAGCUGUACUUCACUGAGAUGCCAGAGAUGGACGUCUAUGUGAGGAGUUACGGAGGCUGGAUGCUGUCAGUCACCUCCAGGCUUCACGCUCACCUGCUGACUAAAGAACUGGAGAGAGUUCGAGCUUCCUACAACCACAGCUACCACUAUGGAGUCGGCUAUGACAGUCCUUUGAAGCUGCUGAACAGGCACAACGAGGUGUGGUAUGUGGCUGAGGGACAGAUCAUUUGCAAAGAUCCACAGGAACCGACCCCUGCGCACACUCCCAGGCCGACUAUGACCAACUCACCCACAGACUCUGCGUCUGACCCACUCCCUCACACACUCUCGGAUUCACCCUCACUCACUCCCUCCAACCUAUCUUCAAAUACAGCAUCCAACUCCUCUUCACAAAUGCCCUCUGAUACACCUACUCUCCACCCAUCUAAUGCUCCGCCUAGUCCUUCAUCCAGUCUGCCCGCUGAUGCCGCGUUCAGCCAUCCCCCCACCACCGCCCAUAUCCUGCAGAACGCCACAAGCAACUCUUCCGAUCCCAUCUCUGUAAGCCCGUCCCUGGAGCCCCAGUCUGAUUCUGCCCUGUGGAACAGCACAGCCCACAGCUCUCUGGAUAUACAAGCUGACAGUAACCCCGUCGUCGAGCCAGAUGACGCUCAUUAGCAACAGUCAGAUUUGAUUUAAGCAGCUAUUCCAGGUAUAUUAACAUGGAAUCUAAACAGAAAAGAAGCAGUGGGGGUGGGUGAUAAAUGGAGAAGCUGUUUUCUCUUCCUCUUUGUCUCUCUAUUCCUAUGUAUUACACCAACUCCUCCUUAUGGCACUUAGUGUUUAACUAUACGUUCUAUCACAGCUUUGCACCUGCAGCUUCCUGUAUCAGCAAACACAUGCUUGUCCACUUUGUCGUUCUGAGGUUAUCAACCCAGCUGCAUUAUAGAAUUAAGUAACAUGUAUGUAUUAGUUAGAAUCCAAGGUUGUUGUGUUGAUUCAACCAGCUAAAGCUGAAGGCAGGGAUAGAUGCUGUUUAACAUCAGUUUAACCCUAAAACUAACUUAGCAACUAAUAGGACUUAAAUGGAGAUCUGUCGGUAAUUGUUCAGUGAAGUGUAUGCUGGGACUAACCACAGUAGGCCAAUAUAUCAGCGGAAACGUAACAAUCAUAAUGUGUUUGUAGCCACACUUGUAAAUGGAGUUUGAUGCUGUAAUUAGUGAUUCUUCAAAGUUUAUGUCAAUAGUUUCCAGCCGUAACAUCCUACAAGCCUUUAUUCUCUGUUAAGCUUCAUGUCAGUUGAUUUGAUGAUAUAUGUGGCAAAAUAUUGGUGAAUUAUUCUAAAUUCAGUGUGCACAUUCAUUAGGAUCUUUGGCGCAGCCUUAAACCUAAUCACUAAGGCUGUAUGGUAAAGUACAUGCAAAAACAUAUUGUCGCAAUAUUUAAUGUCAAUUUUCAGUUAAUUUGAACAUAUUAAAGUAAUAUAAACUUGCAUUAUGACACAAGGGAUAUUAAUAACAUACAGUAUGCUGUGUACCAAAAAAUGGCUUGUUGUUAGAUUUUCCCUUAAUUUUCCUGAUAAAUGCUCAGCAAAAAAAGAACAGCAAUAAAUACAUUACCACCUUUGAGUCACAGUAAGUUUAGCCCACACAAGUCAAUUCCAAAGCUCAGCGUGAAAACUAAAUAUUUAAGAUUGAUUUUUCUUCCCACUAACUUGGCCCAAAAUGUUUUAGGAAUUUAAAAGAUGAUGUAACAUUUGCUUCAGACAGGUACACAAAACAAAAUGUUUUUAAAAUGACUUCCCCAGAAUCACAUUAAGUCCAUAUUAAUUAAUAUUUUCCCACAUUUUAUUAAAAGCUAUUGGGGUAUACAAUGAAACUUGUCAAAUAAUUGCCUAAAAAUAAAUUUACUCCUUGUGAUCUUUGCUUCAUGCCCCCAAACCCCCAGAGCAAGUUCAGUUUUUGGAACUCUGUAUUUAUAAAACCCUGCAUACAACAAUGCUAGUGACGUACUCCUAAACAUGAUGUAAACACGUAGCUAGCUUAAUAAUUAGAAAACGACACUGAAAUUGUCCUUCUUUAAUAGAUUAAAAAUAGGAAAAUAAUAGGGGUUGUGCUGAAUUAGGGUACUGGCACCUUUUACAGUCCAGUUCAGGCACUGAUUAAAGGUACCCUGCAGAGUUUUUGGCAGCUAGUGAGGCUAUAGAGUGCUGUUGUGUUCUACCAGCACACGGAGGAUACACAUAUGUAUAUGGAGGGAAGUCAGAGGUGACAUGAUCUGUACUUCAGCUGACUGCAGAGAGCAGAGCAAAAGACAAUGCAGGGACUCAAAAACCAAAUGCAAAUGUUUUGUGAGGUAGGAAAUACAUUCAACGUGUGCUUGUCAGACCACAGGGAUAUAAACAUAAGGUUCAGGUAAAAGAUGUUGAUUGUGAACAAAACUGUUAGUCUCCAAAGGAACCCCCACAGGGUACUUUUAACCUAGUUUUUGCACACUGUAGAAUGGAAGGCCCUAUUCAUUUCGGUCCUAAUGGUAAAUCCUGGUCAUACUUUCUCUCUGUGUAUCAAUGUAUACUGUACCUAGAUAAUUCGUCCAACCCCUAAUCUUUAUGUUUAGCCUUGGUAUAGUGGUGGCCUGCAUACACUAAAAGCUACCAAGAGUCUAAUCUAAAGGUGAUAGGACUGCCCUAAAGAUCCCAAAGAGUCACGCCUGAUCGACCAAUGCAAUACAUCAGUUAAUAAAUAACAUUCUCUAUCUAUUCGUAUCUGAGCUACGUACUGUAUGUUCUGAGGAAGGUGCAAUAAAAAACCAUAACAAAU
Morone saxatilis (striped sea-bass) is the source of this 3344-nucleotide messenger RNA. RefSeq names its product heme-binding protein soul5, like (gene soul5l). Lineage: Eukaryota; Metazoa; Chordata; Actinopteri; Moronidae. Gene Ontology annotation, cellular component: cytoplasm. The record is from RefSeq and is a predicted model, not a curated record.